AUGUUUAAAGAAGACUAUUUAACUAAUUCUGGCUCAUUUGAGGCUAACCCUCACGAAUCAUACCUUGGUUUCAAUGAAGAAGCCAGUGACGAUGUUAGACAAUUAGCUAGAAAAAUCACCCAAGACUAUGCAACCUCUGACCAAUCAUCUUCUGUCCCGUACUUAUCAUCCAACGAUGUAGUACCAGCUAUUAAUCCUUAUCAAGACGAAUUAACUGGUCUGAACUUGGAUCCAGAAUCUCCUAAAUUUGAUUCAAAGUAUUGGAUCAAGAAUUUAAAAGCAUUGUAUCAAUCAGAUCCAGAUUAUUUCAAGCCUAACAAGUUAGGUGUUGCUUUUAGAGACUUGCGAGCUUAUGGAAUUGCUAAUGAUUUUGACUAUCAAACUACUGUUGCCACUGGUUUAAUCAAGUUUGUUGUUGACGGUCUGAGAUAUUUUAGAAAGGAUGACAAGUCCAGAUACUUUGACAUCUUGAAGCCUAUGGAUGGUUUAUUACGACCAGGUGAACUUACUGUUGUCCUUGGUAGACCUGGUGCUGGAUGUUCAACCUUGUUGAAAACAUUAGCGGUUAAUACUUAUGGUUUUCAAGUUGAUAAAGAUUCUAAGGUUUCUUAUGAUGGUUUAACUCCUGAUGAAAUUGAAAAGCAUUAUCGUGGUGAUGUAAUUUAUUCUGCUGAAACUGAUGAACAUUUUCCUCAAUUGACUGUAGGUGAUACUUUGGAAUUUGCUGCCAGGCUUAGAACUCCCCAGAAUAGAGGUUUGGGUGUUGAUCGUGAAACUUAUGCUAAACACAUGGCAAGUGUUUACAUGGCAACUUAUGGUAUCUUAAGACAAAGAAAUACACCAGUUGGUAAUGAGUUUGUGCCUGGUUGCUCUGGUGGUGAACGUAAAAGAGUUUCAAUUGCUGAAGUAUCCUUAAGUGGUGCUAAUAUACAAUGUUGGGAUAAUGCUACUAGAGGUCUAGAUGCUGCUACUGCCCUAGAAUUCAUUCGAGCUUUGAAGACUUCGUCGGCCGUUUUAGAUGUGACUCCGGUUAUUGCUAUUUAUCAAUGUUCUCAAGAUGCUUAUGACUUGUUUGAUAAUGUUUCUGUGUUAUAUGGUGGACAUCAAAUCUUCUUUGGUAAAGCUAACAAGGCCAAAGAGUACUUUACUAAUAUGGGUUGGUAUUGCCCUGAAAGACAAACCACUGCUGAUUUUUUGACUUCUUUAACCAAUCCAGAAGAACGUGUUGCAGCUCCUGGUUAUGAAGGUAAACUUCCUAGAACAGCUCAGGAAUUUGAAUCAUAUUGGAAGAAGUCCUCGGAAUACCUAAGCUUGAUUGCUGAUAUUGAUGAAUACUUUGUUGAAUGUGAAAAGUUAAAUACCAAACAAGCUUAUCAUGAUUCUCAUGUUGCAAGACAAUCAAACCAUAUUUCACCGAGAUCUCCUUACACUGUCUCAUUUCCUAUGCAAGUCAAGUAUAUCAUGGGUAGAAAUUUUUUAAGAACUAAAAAUGAUCCUUCAAUUGCAAUAUUUACAGUUGUUGGUCAAGGUAUGAUGGGGUUGAUUUUAUCUUCUAUAUUUUACAAUUUAGAUCAAACAACCAAUUACAUGAACUAUCGUGGUAUUGCUUUAUUCUUUGGUGUUUUAUACAAUGCUUUUGCUUCCCUUAUGGAAAUUUUGUCACUUUUUGAAGCUAGAAAUAUUAUUGAAAAGCAUAGAAAGUAUGCUCUUUAUAGACCUUCGGCUGACGCUAUUGCUAGUGUUAUAUUUGAGCUUCCAAUUAAGUUCAUGAUGUCCAUCACUUUUAACCUUAUAUUCUAUUUCAUGAUCAAUCUUAGAAGAGAACCGGGGAGGUUCUUCUAUUAUUGGUUAAUGGCUAUUUGGUGUACCUUGAUUAUGUCACAUUUGUUUAGAUGUAUUGGUUCUUUGGUAACUACUGUUGCUCAAGCAAUGACCCCAGCUACUGUUAUGUUGUUAGCUAUGGUUAUGUAUACCGGCUUUGUGAUUACAACAAAGGAAAUGUUGGGAUGGGCUCGUUGGAUUAACUAUAUCAAUCCUGUGGCAUAUGUAUUUGAAUCAUUUAUGGUGAACGAAUUCCACGGUAGGUAUUUUGAAUGUUCCAAUUUUGUUCCAUCUGGCCCUUCGUAUGACAAUAUCACAUUUAUCAAUAGAGUGUGUACUGCUAUUGGGGCUCAACCUGGUGAAUCAUUGGUUAGUGGAACAACCUAUUUAAAAAUGGCCUAUAACUAUGAUAAUACCCAUAAAUGGAGAAAUUUGGGGAUUUGCAUUGGUUAUGCUUUAUUCUUUUUGGUUGUUUACAUAAUGUUGACAGAAUUCAAUAAGGGUGCCAUGAAAAAAGGGGAAAUCACAUUAUUCCUUAGAUCAUCAUUAAAGCAAUUGAAAAAGAGAAAAGAGUUGGCUGCUCAGAAACAGGAUAUUGAAAGUGCAUCAAAUGAAAAGGUUCCUUUAGCUGAAGAUCUUGCAAAUUCCGAUUUUGAAAAGAAGGAAAUUGUUGAAUUGAGUGAGAAUGGCCUAACAGGUGAAAAUGAAACAUUUCUCUGGAGAGAUUUGACAUAUGAAAUCAGAAUAAAAAAGGAAGAUCGAAUUAUCUUAGAUCAUGUUGAUGGUUGGGUCAAACCUGGUGAAAUUACUGCCUUAAUGGGUGCAACAGGUGCUGGUAAGACAACAUUGUUGAAUUGUUUGUCUGAUAGGCACACUGUUGGAGUUAUCACUGAUGGUGUCAAAAUGGUCAACGGUCACUCCUUAGAUUCUUCAUUCCAGAGAUCUAUUGGAUAUGUUCAACAACAAGAUCUACAUUUACAAACUUCGACUGUUAGAGAAGCUUUAAAGUUUUCUGCUUAUUUAAGGCAAUCUAACACCACUCCUGACAAAGAAAAAGACGCUUAUGUUGACUAUAUCAUUGACUUAUUAGAAAUGUCUGAAUAUGCAGAUGCAAUGGUUGGUGUUGCUGGUUCGGGAUUGAACAUCGAGCAAAGGAAAAGAUUAACUAUCGGGGUUGAAUUAGUUGCCAAACCCAAGUUAUUAUUAUUCCUUGACGAACCUACUUCUGGUUUAGACUCUCAAACAGCAUGGUCUAUUUGUAAAUUAAUGAGAAAAUUGGCUGAUCAUGGUCAAGCAAUUUUGUGUACGAUCCACCAACCUUCAGCAUUGUUACUAACUGAAUUUGAUAGACUUUUGUUUUUGCAAGAAGGUGGUCAAACUGUGUAUUUUGGUGAUUUGGGUGAGAACUGUCAAACUUUGAUUAAUUACUUUGAAAAAUAUGGAGCUGACGCCUGUCCAAAAGAUGCAAAUCCAGCUGAAUGGAUGUUAAAAGUUGUUGGUGCUGCACCUGGGUCUCAUGCUGAAGCUGAUUAUUUCCAAGUUUGGAGAAAAUCUGAAGAAUACAACGAAAUUCAAUCUGAAUUAGAUAAGAUGGAGGUAGAGUUAGCUCUAUUGCCAAAAAACAAUGACCCUGAAGCACAUUUAAAAUAUGCUGCUCCUUGGUGGAAACAAUAUGUGAUAGUAACCGCAAGAACACUCUUGCAGAACUGGAGAACUCCAAGUUAUAUAUAUUCCAAAUUGUUCUUAUGCUUAGGUACCUCAUUGUUUAAUGGGUUUUCAUUCUUUGGAGGACAUCUCUCUUUGAGGGGUUUACAGAAUCAAAUGUUUGCUAUUUUCUUGUUUUAUGUUCCUUUCAAUACAAUGCAUGAACAAAUGUUGCCUUAUUUUCUCAGACAAAGAGCUGUUUAUGAGAUUAGAGAAAGACCAAGCAGAACAUUUAGUUGGUUUGCUUUUAUUUCUGCACAAUUAACUUCAGAAAUCCCUUACCAAAUUGUGGUUGGUACUUUAUCUUUCUUUUGUUGGUAUUAUCCUUCUGGUCUUUACAAAAAUGCCCUGCCUACCAAUGAAGAAGAAUCACGGGGCGCAUUAAUGUGGCUAUUGGUUGUUAGUUUCUAUUGUUAUAUCUCCACCAUGGGACAUUUCUGUAUUUCCUUUGUUGAGAGAGAAGAAAAUGGUGCUAAUAUGGGUCAUUUCUUAUUCCAAAUGUGUUUAAUGUUCUGUGGUGUUUUAGCUGGACCCGCUCAAUUACCAGGAUUUUGGAUUUUUAUGUACAGAUGUAAUCCGAUCACUUACCUUACUCAGGCUAUGAUGGCUGUUGGGUUAGCCAACAAUCAUGUUGUUUGUGCUCCACAAGAGUAUGUUUCCAUUAAUCCUCCUGAUGGAAUUUCUUGUGAACAAUUCAUGGAAGAUUAUAUUCUGAAAGCUGGUGGUUAUAUCCUUGCUGAUGAAGCUACAGGACAAUGUCAGUUCUGUCAAAUGAAUAAUACUAAUGAGUUUUUAGCAUCUGUGGGAUCAUUUUACAGUCAAAGAUGGAGAAACUAUGGAAUCUUUGUUGCCUUUAUCGCAGCUAAUGUCUUGUUUAGUAUCUUCUUGUACUGGUUAGGAAGAGUUCCAAAAGGAACUAGAGAACGUAAGAAGGUGACGAAAGAUGAAUCUAAAGUUGGAAGAAGAUGGUUACUCUGA
Messenger RNA from Spathaspora passalidarum NRRL Y-27907, 4503 nucleotides. Its product is annotated as pleiotropic drug resistance family ABC transporter. Gene Ontology annotation, molecular function: ABC-type transporter activity; ATP binding; ATP hydrolysis activity. NCBI's taxonomy places the organism in Eukaryota, Fungi, Ascomycota, Pichiomycetes, Serinales, Debaryomycetaceae. Gene Ontology annotation, cellular component: membrane. The transcript has a single exon. Gene Ontology annotation, biological process: xenobiotic detoxification by transmembrane export across the plasma membrane. The record is from RefSeq and is a predicted model, not a curated record. The coding region runs from base 1 to 4503 and encodes 1500 amino acids.